This is a messenger RNA of Rosa chinensis, 933 nucleotides long. RefSeq names its product GPI-anchored protein LLG1. NCBI's taxonomy places the organism in Eukaryota, Viridiplantae, Streptophyta, Magnoliopsida, Rosales, Rosaceae. The record is from RefSeq and is a predicted model, not a curated record. The transcript has 3 exons. Bases 178 to 705 code for a protein of 175 amino acids.
CUUUUUCAUUUUAAGCCUGUGUAUUUAAAGCACCAACCCUUUUUUCUAUCUAUUUUCUGGUUUUCUCUCCAGAAAAAAGGAAUAUAAGAAAGUCAAGGACACAAGCUAGAGGCAAAAAGUGACAAGCUUGAUCUCUGUCUUGGGUUUCUUUCUGUGCUGUCCAAGAACCCAGAAAGCAUGGUGUUGAAUCAGAGCUUCAGCUUCUGUUUUGCUGCUCUCUUCUUCUUCUUCAUUUUGUUGGGUCUCCCUGCUUCUUCUUCAUCUUCUCCCACUUUCAUUUCAGAUGGUAUCUUUGAAUCUCAGGUUUCUAUUGGCCGGAACCUACUGCAGGCCAAGAAAGGUUGUCCAGUAAACUUUGAGUUUUUGAACUACACCAUCAUCACAAGCCAAUGCAAAGGACCACGAUACCCUGCUGAGCAGUGUUGUGCUUCAUUCAAGGAAUUGGCUUGCCCUUAUGCAGAUGUAUUGAACGACUUGACAAAUGAAUGUGCUUCUAUUAUGUUCAGCUACAUCAACCUCUAUGGAAACUACCCUCCUGGCCUUUUUGCCAACGAGUGCCACGAGGGGAAAUUGGGUCUUGCAUGCCCUGCAUUACCGCCUUCAACUUUGGCUGAUGAUGUAAACGGGGUUCAUACCACCACCUCUCCAUCUCCAUUGCUAAUGCUCACAGCUGGUUUCCUAUUGUUGCUUUUCCGGUUACUAUGAAUCUCCAGACUAUUUUCCACUGAUUAGUAUACUCUCAAAACUUGUGAGGGAGUGACAAUUUUUUCAUUCAUCUCUGGUUUCAUCCAUAUUGUGGUAGGCAUCCCUUGUUAAUUACCGAGUUACUGAGGUUAAACAUCUGUGAUUUGUAAUAUUUAAGCUCCCUUUUGUGGAAUACCUUGACAGCUACUAUAUGCUGCAAAAUUGUUUAAUGCCAAAGAGCGAACCUUA